UUUGUUAUUUCGUAUUUUCGUAGCGUCACAUAAUAAGCAUUUAUUUGUGAAUUAUUGCAUACUUAAGAAUACGUGCAUACUUUAAAAUAAUUACUGAUGAAAAAUAUUCAACAAUGUCGAAGAGUGCAAAGUCAGGGUUUGUUAUCAAACUCUCUACUGAAACGGUUCAGAAAUUGACCGAAGAAGAAGAACUGGCAAAGAAACAGGUUGAAGAUCAGCAUCUUCAGGAACUUGAGCCUUCUGUGAGUAAUUUAGAAGACAAGGAUUCAAAAGACAAGGGCGACAACGUCUUACAUUCUGAAAAUGAACCUUCCACGACGAACGAUCGAGAUGUUUCACCUUCACCUGUUAUAAGGGAUACCGAAAGUAAGUCAAAAGUUGAGUUGACUGAAAAACAAGAUGCCGAACAUGAAGAUAAGGAUAAAAAAGAACUUAAAGAAGACACAAAAUCUGAAUCAAGUGACAACUCAACCUGGGGCGACUACGCCCCAUACAUAACAUACGAAGAGGAAGAGGCCAUUUACACUGAUCCCACCACACAAGUAAAGUACACAUGGGACCAAAAAACGAAUUCUUGGACUCCAAAACCAGGCUCUGAAAUACCAGGCAGGGUUUACAGUUAUGAAAAUGAUACACACAUUUAUACUGAUGCAGAUGGCUCCAAGUCUUUUUGGGAUGAAGAAAAGAAAGCAUGGUUACCUAAGGUUGAUGAGGACUUUCUAGCACACUACCAAAUGUCUUAUGGUUUCAUUGAUAACACCUCCAAAGAGGAUGAGGAAAGUAAACAGAAGGAAAAAGAAAAGUCACUAAAAGAACAAACUAGUGGUGUUAAAAGAAAAAAUGAUCCCCAGUGGUUUGAUGCUACAGAUGAGACUAACACAAAGGUGUAUGUCUCAAAUCUUCCUUUAGACUUAACUGAAGAAGAAUUUGUAAAUUUCAUGCAAAAAUGUGGCCUUGUUGAGCGAGAUCCACAGUCCCAAAAAAUGAAGGUUAAACUUUAUAUGGAUAAAGAACAAAAUUGCUUUAAGGGUGAUGCACUAUGUACUUACAUAAAGAUAGAAUCAGUUGACUUAGCACUAAAGUUAAUUGAUGGGAGUGAUUUCAAAGGAAAUACAGUAAAAGUAGAAAGAGCACAUUUCCAACUUAAAGGAGAGUACAACCCAGCAUUAAAACCUAAAAAGAAAAAGAAAAAAGAGUUGGAAAAACUAAAGAAAAUGCAGCAGAAACUAUUUGACUGGAGGCCUGAGAAGUUUGUUGGAGAGAGAUCUAAGCAUGAGCGUAUUGUUAUCAUUAAAAACCUCUUUCACCCUUCAGACUUUGAUAAGGAUGUUCAAUUGAUACUGGACUAUCAACAGGACUUACGAGAGGAGGCAGCUAAGUGUGGUGAGGUUCGUAAAGUGGUCAUCUAUGACCGGCAUCCAGAAGGAGUGGCACAGAUCACAAUGAAAGAGCCAGAACAAGCAGAUGCUGUUGUUGCUUUAGUCAAUGGGAGGUGGUUUGGUAAAAGGCAAAUCACAGCUGAAAUAUGGGAUGGAAGAACUAAAUACAGGAUUGCAGAAACUGAUGCUGAUUUGAAUAAAAGAGUUGACAAAUGGGACAAGUUUUUGGAAGGUAAAGAAGAGCCUGAAACAAGCAAGACAUCAGUACCAACAGAUAAAGAAAUUGGGGUAAAAGCUGAUGAUGUUGCUGUUGAAAUUCCAAAAGCCUCAGAAGCAUAAAUGAAUCAUUUUACUUUAAGUAUUAAUGUAAACUAAUAAAA
Molecule: messenger RNA, 1759 nt
Organism: Cydia amplana
Lineage: Eukaryota; Metazoa; Arthropoda; Insecta; Lepidoptera; Tortricidae
Gene: barc
Product: 17S U2 SnRNP complex component HTATSF1
Exons: 1
Coding region: 114-1718 (534 amino acids)
Biological process (GO): mRNA splicing, via spliceosome
Cellular component (GO): U2 snRNP; U2-type spliceosomal complex
Molecular function (GO): RNA binding
Source: RefSeq, a predicted model, not a curated record